Neocloeon triangulifer is the source of this 1765-nucleotide messenger RNA. RefSeq lists its product as uncharacterized. The coding region runs from base 224 to 1162 and encodes 312 amino acids. The record is from RefSeq and is a predicted model, not a curated record. Lineage: Eukaryota; Metazoa; Arthropoda; Insecta; Ephemeroptera; Baetidae. Gene Ontology annotation, cellular component: cytosol; P-body. Gene Ontology annotation, biological process: neurogenesis. Gene Ontology annotation, molecular function: protein binding. The transcript has 5 exons.
UUGCUUUCUGCUCCCUUCCCUGCUCAACCAUUGAAACCAUUCUUCAUUUUGCAUUCCAACUGCGCGCUACACAUAAUCAAGUCUUCCACGUGUUAAUUAGGUUUUUUUGAACAAAUCGCCAGAUAAUUAUAUUAUUAAGAGAUUUCACCUCUUAAAUUGGUCCUGUAUCAAUCCGCCCUUUGAGUCCAACAUUUCCAACAGCUUGACACAUAAGGAUACAGUCAUGUCGGAGGUACGAGAUAAAUUUCAAAGCGAGUGGCAUCGGACUGGUGACAGAACUCUUGAUGAACUUGCUCUGUACACCGAAAGUUACUUCUAUGAUUGCUCAUUCCUCGUCGGCCAAAUAGAUCAGAAGGUAUUCAAAUGUCACAAAGUGAUUCUUGCAAAAGCAAGCCAAGUGUUUGCUGCAUUGCUGUUUGGACAUUUUAAGGAAUCGUCAAAAGAGAAGGAUGAUCCAAUUACAAUUCAGGAUGUCUCACCCACAACAUUUGAUCUAGCAAUGAAAUUUGUUUAUGGAAAAAAUGAAAACUUUGUGGACAUUCAUCAAGCACUUGAAGCCUUCAGAUUUGCCCACAAAUGGCAACUGCUUGAUUUACUCAAAGCUGCAUCUGCUAUUAUGGAAAAAUGUGGUCCAGAGGAGGCUUUGCCAGUUUAUGAGUGCUUCAAGAUGCUCAACUGCCCACAACUGGAAUUUCCCCUGACUGUCAUUAUGGAAAAAACCAAGGCUGUAAUUGUCUCAUCAUCUUGGCUGAAAGCUUCAAAGCAGACCGUCAUCGAUGUCCUUCAGCUGGACUUCCUGAGUAUCGCUUCGGAGACUGAUCUCUUUGAUGCCAUUAUCAGGUGGGGAAAAGCGCAAGAAACGAAUGCUGAGCAAAUCAGACUUUUGAUUGACGUGCCUUUGAAAAUGAUUCGUUUCCGCAACUUGGAGCCCUCCGAAUUUGUGUUGCUGUGUGAGAAAACUGAAGACGUGCUGACCGAUGGUGAAAAGCUGAAGAUUCUCAUGGCCAUUGAAACUGGCAAAGACCACUUCUUGCCAGAUGGCUUCUGCAAUUUGUUGAUCUUUAGAAAUCUUGGUUUGCAGCCUUACAUCAGACAUAAUUUCACCACGAGAAUCGUUUCUGAUGUGUUCUUAUGGACAGAGCGUCUCCCUUUUCAGUGCUGAAAUUUCAAACGCCUUGCGAAGGCCUUGUGUUGACAGGCGUUCGGCUCCAAUGCCUCUCGGCCACAAAUAAAGAGAAGAAACUACAAAUUUACUGCAGUGUGUCCAGUGCCCUGUCUUCUCAUAGAAUUCUUGCCUUCAAUGAUAAGAUCAGGAAGGAGUCAGAUGAUUGUCUCAUCUUCUCGGACCAUGUCUUGAUUAAAAAAGAUGUCAGCUACACUGUUUCAGUUAACUACAUGCAGGAAGACACUGUUAUGACUAAAAAAUACACGUAUGGAUCACAGCUUACUUGGUGCGACAAGGAAGUCAUCUUAGUCUUUCCUGAACUGGAAAAUAGUCACAAUGACAUUCAUGCCUUGAUCUUCAAAUUAGUAAAAGCUGUGUAAGCUGGAACCCUUCCUAACAUUUUUUUCUGUAGUUCAGACAAAUGCAUUUUAAAAGAUGCAUAAUAUGAUAUUUUAGAAUGUCUUUACAAUUUGUCUAAUUGACAGAUUAUUAAUUAAAUUUUACUUUGUUGUAAUCAUCUUCAUUUAUAUAAUUAUAUAAUUUUUUUUAUUAUAUGAUAUUAUGUGUUUGGAAAAAUUAUAACUAUAAUUUAUAAAAAAA